GGAGAGUCCGGAGGCGGAAACCGAGCCGGGAGUCUGUUGUUCUGGCGCUGCCGCGGGGGACGGGGGAAGGGUGAUGGGCUGAGCGGUCGGCAGCAGGGAUUGGAUAGAAAUGGAAGGGUCAAAGACUUCGGGUUCUACCAUGCAAGUGAGCUUUGUGUGCCAGCGUUGCAGUCAACCUCUCAAGCUGGAUACAUCGUUCAAUGUCUUGGAUAAAGUCACAAUUCAGGAGCUCACAGCUCCUUUAGUUACAGUUACUCCUGUGAAACCAGAAGAAGGCAGGGUGGAAGAUGGCAGCUUCCCAGAGGAAACUUGUACAGAAGACAAGCCAGACGGUGUAUCCAGAAAAUACAUCCCUCCAGCUCGGAUGUUGUCCACAGAAAGUGCCAAUAGUUUUACACUAAUUGGAGAAGCUUCUGAUGGUGGGACAAUGGAAAACCUAAGUCGAAGGCUCAAGGUGACUAGUGAUCUGUUUGACAUAAUGUCUGGUCAGACAGAUGUGGACCACCCUCUUUGUGAAGAAUGUACAGACACAUUGCUGGAUCAAUUAGACCAGCAGCUGAAUGUUACAGAAAACGAAUGCCAGAAUUACAAGAACUGUUUAGAGAUCCUUGAACGAAUGAGUCAGGAAGAUGAAGAGCAGCUUCUGGAAGAGCUAAAAAUGCUGAACUCCGAAGAGGACCAUCUGAUCCAGGAACUUGGAAAUGUAGAAGAGAAACGGAAGAAGGUAGCAGAUGAUUUGGCAAAGGUCAGAGCAGAGACUGACAGACUCAAUCAAGAAGAAGCCCAGUACCAGAGAGAGUAUUCUGAAUUUAAAAGACAGCAAUUGGAGCUUGACGAUGAGUUAAAGAGUGUUGACAAUCAAAUGCGAUAUGCUCAGAUUCAGCUUGACAAGCUCAAGAAAACCAACGUUUUCAAUGCUACAUUCCAUAUAUGGCACAGUGGACAGUUUGGCACUAUCAACAACUUCAGACUAGGGCGUCUACCAAGUGUUCCUGUUGAGUGGAAUGAGAUUAAUGCAGCUUGGGGACAGACUGUGCUACUUCUGCAUUCACUGGCUAACAAGAUGGAACUUCGAUUUCAAAGGUAUCGCCUUGUUCCUUACGGCAAUCAUUCAUACCUGGAAUCACUUACAGACAGAACCAAGGAGCUGCCCUUGUAUUGUUCUGGGGGAUUGCGAUUCUUCUGGGAUAAUAAAUUCGAUCAUGCUAUGGUAGCUUUUCUGGACUGCGUACAACAAUUUAAGGAAGAGGUAGAAAGAGGUGACACUGGCUUCUGUUUACCAUACAGGAUGGAUGUGGAAAAAGGAAAGAUUGAAGAUACGGGAGGAAGUGGAGGAUCUUAUUCUAUUAAAACUCAGUUCAACUCUGAAGAACAGUGGACUAAAGCACUGAAAUUUAUGCUUACCAAUUUGAAAUGGGGACUGGCUUGGGUGUCUUCUCAGUUCUACAAUAGAUGAUUACACACUAUAUUUCCUUACUGAAUCUACACUGAUUUUGCUGUACAUCGUUUCUUAACUUAGCCUGUUAUUGCCUGUAGAAAGUUCUAUGCUUUCCUGGAGGAAUCAUCCACAUCAUCAAUUGUGGGAAGAAUUGGAGAACUGGCUGGCACAGUGGAUUUAUCUUUCAUCUCUGGACACUGUUCCAAAUCAGAUGGUUGAAGCUGUUGGCUAUUUGUGUGAAAUGGGUUUAGGUACUUUUAGUCCAGUUCCUAAAUAAGCAUGAGGCUGCAUCCCAAAGCUGUCCCCAGUUCUUUCAUUGCUGGCCACAGGGUGACUGGUGUGAGACAUAAGAAGGAAUAUCACCUGCUGCAGUAGGGGUUUCUGUUCUGAUACAGACAUACCAUAAGAGAAGAUGCCUCUUCUCUGCACCCUUCCUGAGAUUACGUCAUGCUGAGACUGAGUGCCCGAAAUAAAAGAUCUAUUCCUCAGCAUUAAGAUCUCUCUUUUACCUUAAGCACAGAAACAGGGAGGGUCAAAAUAACUUGCAAUUUUUUUAGUGAGAUGUACAGCUAGACCUUUAGGGCAUUGUAUACUGAAUUAAUAUGUGCUGCACUAAUG
Pristis pectinata (smalltooth sawfish) is the source of this 2056-nucleotide messenger RNA. RefSeq names its product beclin 1, autophagy related (gene becn1). Bases 110 to 1456 code for a protein of 448 amino acids. The record is from RefSeq and is a predicted model, not a curated record. Gene Ontology annotation, cellular component: phosphatidylinositol 3-kinase complex, class III, type II; phagophore assembly site; phosphatidylinositol 3-kinase complex, class III, type I. NCBI's taxonomy places the organism in Eukaryota, Metazoa, Chordata, Chondrichthyes, Rhinopristiformes, Pristidae. The transcript is spliced from 12 exons. Gene Ontology annotation, biological process: cellular response to nitrogen starvation; autophagosome assembly; autophagy.